Molecule: messenger RNA, 1138 nt
Organism: Cynocephalus volans (Philippine flying lemur)
Lineage: Eukaryota; Metazoa; Chordata; Mammalia; Dermoptera; Cynocephalidae
Gene: PDE6D
Product: phosphodiesterase 6D
Exons: 5
Coding region: 166-618 (150 amino acids)
Biological process (GO): sensory perception of light stimulus
Cellular component (GO): cytoplasm
Source: RefSeq, a predicted model, not a curated record
AGGAGCGGGAGCUGAGGGGAGCGAGAGGCCGGUCCGGGUCUGGCCGCUGCCGCUGCUCGCCCGAGGUCUGCGAGCCAGGCUGCGGUUCUGUCCUCGGCUCUUGGGCACCGUCUGCGAGGCUCCGCCGGCCAGUGUGAGAGAGCCGCGGGCGGCGGCUGCCGCAUCAUGUCAUCCAAGGACGAGAGGGCCAGGGAGAUCCUGAGGGGCUUCAAACUAAAUUGGAUGAACCUUCGGGAUGCUGAGACAGGGAAGAUACUCUGGCAAGGAACAGAAGACCUUUCUGUCCCUGGUGUGGAGCAUGAAGCCCGUGUUCCCAAGAAAAUCCUGAAGUGCAAAGCAGUGUCUCGAGAAUUGAACUUUUCUUCAGCAGAGCAAAUGGAAAAAUUCCGCCUGGAGCAAAAAGUUUACUUCAAAGGGCAAUGCCUAGAAGAAUGGUUCUUCGAGUUUGGCUUUGUGAUCCCUAACUCCACAAAUACCUGGCAGUCCUUGAUAGAGGCAGCACCCGAAUCCCAGAUGAUGCCAGCAAGCGUCCUAACUGGGAACGUUAUCAUAGAAACAAAGUUUUUUGAUGAUGAUCUUCUUGUAAGCACAUCUAGAGUGAGACUUUUCUACGUUUGAGAAAAGAAUGUGUGUGCAUUUCAAGAAUUUGGGUUUUGGGGGGAAGGAGGAAACUGUUUACUUCUUUCCUCCACAUGUUUGAUUUUGACACUUCCAACCCUAAUUCCUCCUAUGGCAGAACCCACCUGUGGCCACCAGGGGACCAGCUCUGUGUAGGUAACCAGAUGGCUUUUUUCCCCAAGCAGCCAUCUUCCACUGACCAGACUAAACUCCUAACCCCAGACCAGGGCAGGGGACGUGCCUCAACUCCUUCCUGGUGUAAACACAGGAGAACAAACAUACCACGAGCCGAUACUGUACCUGUCACCCUCCCUGGCUCCUCCUUGGACCCUGCAGGGUACACAUCUUCUUUGGCCCCUGGUUUUGGAAAAACUCACAUUCCUGACCCAUGUUUAGUUUUUUCCUACCAUUUCUAUUUCAUAUACUCUCAUACAUUUAACUUGUAAAAUAGACUGUGAUAUUAUUAUUACAUAAUGUAAUUAAAACAUACGAAUUAAAAUAUUCCUACAGUCUUUAGCAU